Molecule: messenger RNA, 2132 nt
Organism: Lathyrus oleraceus (garden pea)
Lineage: Eukaryota; Viridiplantae; Streptophyta; Magnoliopsida; Fabales; Fabaceae
Product: galactoside 2-alpha-L-fucosyltransferase
Exons: 3
Coding region: 110-1828 (572 amino acids)
Biological process (GO): xyloglucan biosynthetic process; cell wall biogenesis
Cellular component (GO): Golgi apparatus; membrane
Molecular function (GO): galactoside 2-alpha-L-fucosyltransferase activity
Source: RefSeq, a predicted model, not a curated record
UAGUUCAUACUAUUAAGAAACAGAACCACUUUUCACAUGGUUUUGUUUAUGUCAUCUAUUUCUAAACUUCUAAACUCUUCUCUCUAACAUCUUUCCAAAAGAUAGGAAGAUGCAGAGUUUCAAAAAUUUCACACCAAUUUUUAUUGUAAUCUUCAUAGCACUUCCUUUUGUUCUCAUGAACUCAAAAUCAAGCUUCUCUCUCUUUGAGGUGUUUACAAAAGACAGGAUGCUACAACUUGGAGAAUAUAAAAAUGGUGACAACAUAACCAAUGGAGGAAGAGUUCAUAAUAGUAUCAAUGGAGGCUACAACAAUGUCGAAAAUAACACCGAGUCAAAGGUGCAAGAAAAAAUUCAAAAUGGUACUCCAACAAGUGAAGUAAGAUCAGCUACAACAAUAGGUAUGAAAAAUGACUCAUUGACAAGUUCCACAAACAACAAAGAGAAAUUUCUUGAAGGACUUUUACCUUCUGGGAUUGAUGAACCAUCAUGCAUGAGUAGGCAUCAAUCUCAUUUAUUCCGCAAAGUUUCGCCUCAUAAACCAUCUUCGUACUUGAUAUCGAAACUACGAAACUACGAAGAAAUUCAUAGAAGCUGUGGACCUAAUAGUAAAGCUUACCACAAAAGCAUGGAAGAGAUUCUACAAUCUAAGAGCAUUAAAAGUGAUUCUGCAAUGUGCAAAUAUCUUAUUUGGACACCUGCUAAUGGUUUAGGGAACCAAAUGAUCAGCAUGGCUGCAACAUUUCUUUACGCUCUAAUCACAGAUCGCGUUAUGCUCGUACGAUUCGGGAAAGACAAACAAGGCCUAUUUUGCGAGCCGUUUCUGAAUUCAACUUGGUUGUUACCUGAGAAUUCUCCAUUUUGGAGUGGAAAUCAGGUUGAAACAUAUGAAAGCUUGACAGAGAAGGAAAAAGCUAACAAUAAUUCAAAUUUGGAUUUCCCAUCAGCACUAUUUCUCAAUCUACAAUACCAACAGAAUUAUCAUGAGAAGUUUUUUCACUGUGAUGAUAAACAAGCUCUUCUUAAUAAGGUUCCUCUUAUGAUUUUACAAUCAGAUCAAUAUUUUGUACCUUCUCUCUUCAUGACACCUUUGUUCAACAAGGAGCUUGAGAAAAUGUUUGUCGAAAAAGACGCAGUUUUUCACCAUCUGGGACGUUACCUUUUCCACCCUUCGAAUUCGGCGUGGAGACUAAUCACGAAUUUCUAUCAAGAACACUUGGCUAAAGCAGAUGAGAAAAUAGGCCUUCAGAUAAGAGUUUUUCAUCCUAUUACCACUCCACAACAAGCAAUUAUGAAUCUAGUUUUGAAUUGCACACUAGAAAAUAAGCUUCUUCCAAAACUACAUGAUAUGAAUAAUUCCAAGACGAUCACAAAGGCUGUUCUAGUGGCGUCUUUAUAUCCAGAAUACGGGGAGAACAUAAAGAUGAUGUAUAUGAAUAAAUCAACGGUUACCGGGGAAGUAAUCGAAGUUUAUCAACCAAGCGGCGAAGAGGAACAGAAAUUUAACGAUAAUACGCAUAAUAUGAAGGCUUUGGUUGAUAUGUAUUUACUAAGUUUAUCUGAUGUGUUGGUUACUACUUGUCUGUCUACUUUUGGAUAUGUUGCUCAAGGUUUGGGAAAUUUGAAGCCAUGGCUUCUGUACAGGCUAGGAAGGAAUGAGAGUCAUUAUCCAGCUUGUAGAAGAGAGUUCUCAAUGGAGCCUUGUUAUCAUUAUCCUCCUAAGCAUUAUUGUAGUGGAAAGGCUAUACAUGACUAUGCUGCUUCUUUCAUUUAUAUGAGGAAAUGUAAGGAUUAUAGUUCUGGUGUAAAGAUGAUUAAUGGCUUUAGAUAAUGCUUAAGGUUUGGGAAAUUUGAGGCCAUGACUUUUAUACAAGCUAGUAAACAAUGAUACUCAUUAUCCAGCUUGUGAACGAGGGUUCUCAAUGGAACCUUGCUACCAUGCUCCUCCUAAGCACUACUGUAGUGGAAAGCCUAUAAAAGAUUUUUCUUGUUUUCUUUACAUGAGGGAAUAUUCGUAAGGGUUUUAAGUAGUGUAAACCAUGUACUUUUGUUUCAGAAGUCAAACUAGUUAUUUGAGUCAGACUAGUUAUUUCAAAUGGCUUAAAAGAAGAAAAAAUCAACCCAAUUCAACCCCA